AUGGGUUUCUCCGAACGUCAACGCGAAAAUGCUGUCUUUGGGGCGCACAUAACUUUCCGUGUUAUCGUCACUCUCUUCUUCGCAACCGCGACGGCCGUCAGUCUGUACACCAUCAUCGUCGGUUUCAGAUGGCUCAGCGAUUUCAAAGACCUCGAAGGCCACGGCACCAAUUGGAAGUGGGCGGUGGCCGUCAUCGUACUCUCUUUCUUCGGUAUGGCUGGCAACGCGGCCGUGACCAGAUACAGCUCCCACGGGCUGCGCAGUAACCCGAAGGAGUCGGGGCGCCUCACCAAGGUGCUGACAAUCGGCCUCGCAUCGACCCUGCUCCUGCCCCCCACGGUGACGCCGUGGUACUUUGUGCGCGACCUGAGCUGGGCCGCGGUCCUGCGCGAGGCCGGCCACGCCGACGACGCCUACCACGUUGACGUCUACACGAACUUCGCGAGCGUCGCCAUCGCCGUCUACUCCACUAUCGCCGCGGGCGUCCUGAUCCUGGGCCUGGCCGUUUUAUCGGUUAGGUAUUUUCAGAUCCGCGAAAUCCGAGCCAUCUUCAAGCGAGUGGAACGCGAAGCUCAGAACAAGAGAGGCGGCAACGAAGUUCAGCAGCCUCAAGUCCCCUCGGAGAGGACCGGCGGGCCCUCGGGCAUGAACCAGGUGCCGGACCAGGAGGACAAUUGCGGUUGCGGAGUGGGCCUCGAUUAA
Molecule: messenger RNA, 702 nt
Organism: Fonsecaea monophora
Lineage: Eukaryota; Fungi; Ascomycota; Eurotiomycetes; Chaetothyriales; Herpotrichiellaceae
Exons: 1
Coding region: 1-702 (233 amino acids)
Source: RefSeq, a predicted model, not a curated record